GAGAGUGUUCUUCCCUGCAGGCGGGAUUCCCCCUCCUUGGGUGCGCAUCCCUUCAUCCGUGCGUCCUGCCCUGCACCUGCCCCUCCGGGCUCAUGUCUUUCCCUGCAGACCUUCCCUAAAUGAGCGGUUCUUCCACGGUCGUGCGCCCUGUUUUGCACUAUUUAUGUACACGAACAAGCCCAUCUGUAUUUACCAUUAAUAUAUACAAGGAUAAAAAGGAUAUAAGAAAGAACAAGUGAUGCUAACCAGUUUUACAGAUGGCAAACUGAGCCCCAGGGAGAUGGAGGUGCCUGCCUUGGGCCACAUAGGGAAUUUAUGCCAGAGCUGGAAACGAAUGGUAAAGCUCUCAGAUUUCGGUUCAGUUUCCAACCAUGAAACCUUAUUCCCUUUAGUGCUAGUGAAGUAAGUUGCUGCUUGUUGCAGAGAUGUGUCAGGCAAUACAGUACAAUAUUUUGAGUACCCACUUUGAAUAUGGUGCUUACAGUUACUUUGAGUUAUCCCUGUUUUCUACAGGAAUCCUGGGCUCAGCAGCCCCAUAGGAGUUGUGAAAUGCUUUGCUCUGGAAAUAACAUUCAGCCAAAAGAGGAUCACUGCUGCUUGGGGAGCUGCAGAGCAUCUGUGCCACUUAGUGGAGCAACUCUGAUUUUUUCAGGCAGAGGACAGGAGUAGUAAAUGCACCAUUAGUCACUGUGUUAUGAAGUCAAUGUUUUUCAGCAAUUUCUCAUUUAACUUCUACAGGUAUGCCUUAAUAUACUUUCCUUUAAUAAAGAAGGAUGUGGUACUCACCAAACGACUUUCCAGGAUGACCCAGGACAAGGAUACAGAGCAAAAGAAGGACCCAAAAAGGCUUGGGAGUUCUUAGCAAAAAGCUAAGGAGGAGCUGCAGGCUUGGCUUCUUUAAAGAACUCAUGAGACAUGAGGGAGUUAUGGAGCCCUUGCACAUGAUGAAUCAUGGAGGAUUUGGCCCCAAGGUCAUAGAGCAAACUUCAGAUGAGCUGCAGAGGGGAGUGACAGAGGGGCUUUGGUGGGGGCCUGGAAUCCAGCCAGCAUCAACCUAUUACAGAAGUUCACCAUGGGAGGGAAGGAAUGGGCAGAUGUGUGCAGGAGGUUCUAGGUGUGUGAAUCAACCUAUCGUCACUGAAUCAUCAGUUUAAUCUUGCUAACUUGACAACCGUUCUAUGCCAGCCUGUGUCAAUACCAGACCAAGGUGCUUCUGAUCAACCAGAUCAUUCAGAAAUUUUUAAAAAAGAAACCUUGGUGGGUAAAAGAUGUGCCAUGGAAUGGUAGCAUCAAAGAGCAACACAGGAUCAUCUCUUGCCUUGACUGGCCAUGGGUUAUUUCGUCUGCUAGUUAUCUUUGGUUCCUUUAUCUUGGAAGUACAGUCCACAGGUUGGCUGAGCAAAUCCAAAGGACCUGCAUAUUGUCCCCAGCCACCACAACCUGAGAAUGGAGGCUAUAAAUGCCACCCUAGCCCCUGCAACAACCCUCUGACUUCAGGCAGUGUCAUAGAGUAUCUGUGUGUUGAAGGUUACAUGCUGAAAGGAGAUUAUAAAUACUUGACCUGCAAGAAUGGAGAGUGGAACCCAGCCAUGGAAGUCAGCUGCAGGCUCAGCCCUGAAAAGGACUCUCCUCCAACUAUUGGAGUGCCCACGCUGUCCAUAGUAGCCUCCACAGCAAGCUCUGUCGCCCUGAUUCUGCUGUUAGUUGUGCUGUUUGUUUUGCUGCAGCCAAAGCUGAAGUCGUUUCAUCAUAGCAGGCGAGACCAAGGUGUAUCUGGAGAUCAGGUCUCUAUUAUGGUGGAUGGUGUCCAAGUGGCCUUGCCAUCCUAUGAAGAAGCAGUAUAUGGCAGCACAGGGAAUUGCAUUCCACCCUCGGACUCCCGAGUGCAGAUCGUGCUCUCAGAGGGAGCUGGACAGAAUGGACCUAGAGAGAUGCAGCAGCUGGACCAAGGGGCUCACAGUACCUUUGAAAGAGAAGAUGAAGCCCCUGGACAUUCUGGACUGUGUGAAGCCAGUGGCUCUCAGCGCUCUGAAACUGUUCUUGUGCAUCAGGCUGCUACCUCUUCUUGGGUAGCUGGCAUGGCUAGCAGUAGACCUGUACACAAAGAGGUCCAGGAUUCAGAAAGCAGUGACAUACAGAGCCUUUUAUCACUCACUUCCUCUGAGGAAUACACAGAUGAUAUUCCCUUAUUGAAGGAAGCAUGAGGUCUGCUGUGUUUGUCUAGUCUUCUCCAUCUUGGAUUUCUUCCUCUUCCCCUCUCCCUGCCUUUGGGACAGAAGCACUCUGUGCAGUCUUCCCCAUCCUUGCAAGCUGUACCCUGGAUACCUCCAAGAAGAGAUGCCCUCAGCUGAAGAUCCCAAAGGAUGUCGCCAGGUUGCCUCCUGGAUGCACCAGUGGAAUUGGUGCAGCGCUGGCUUCCCCAUUCCAUCAGCAUCAGGGGCUCAAGGAACAGAGUGGAUUUGAGCUCUCCUCUCCUCUUCCCCAGCCAGAUGUUUGACAGCAGUCUCUGAAGAGCUGCUCUUUCUUGUGCCUUUCUCCUCCUCACACUGGCUUGUUGCAGCUUAUCAGCCUUUCUAGCCCUUCUGCUGCCCAGAGAGCAGGGGCUAAACCCGCUUGCUCGCUGGGUGCAGACACAGUUUAAAUAUACAUACAUAUAUGUUAUAUAGCCUCUUCUUCCAGCAUCCUCUUUGUGAUAGGCAGGGCAAAACGCCUCACUGAGAUUGGGCUUGGGAGGGAUCUCAGUUAAGGGGCAGCUUGUGAUGUCUAGAAGCACCUCAGAUGAGAUGGGCUGUGUGACAGCUUAGCCAUGCAGGAACAGUUCACUGCGAAUUGCUUAAGCACUGAAGGCUGAGAAGUCCAACAUGUAGGAAUGCCCUCUGUCCCAUCUCUGCAGGAGUCUGUUCCUGAAAAUGACUUUUAUCUCCUCUUUCUUCCUCUACCAGUGCUGCCCACUGGAAGAGGUUCAGGUGUUUGAAAAUACCAGGACAAAAAAAUGCCUGUAGAUCGUGAAUUCCUAGUGCCAUUGGUGCAAUCCCAAAUUCCUUUUCCAGCCACAGUAGGUACUUGAAUCCUGGGUAGCUGCCAUCUCACAGGCUGGUGUGUCUUCCUAGCUUCAUACAGCAAAGGGUCUGCUGUUCUAACCUGAUGGUCUCCAGCAGCCCAUAGAGAAGGGCUCCUCCCUUGUGGCUGGGGGUCAGCAGCAUUUGUAAAGCUUCUCCUAAACACAGUGCCAGCCUGUUGCUGUGAGGGAAAGUUGAGUAUACUGACAGCAGUGCUAGAGGACACCACAGCUCAGUCCUGAAGUUUUGAGGAUUGUUUCAAAUUCUCAUGGUAGGGAAGAGAAAAUUCAGAAAUGUGUGUAUCUGCCUGCCACGGUUACCUACACCAGGUCAGACUGUCCGUGUUGGGACCCUAUAAUUGCAGGAAGCCACAUUUGUCUGGGGUAGGUGGUCCAGUCCAAGUGCUGUGGUGGUUGUAAGGUUCCUCACUGAGGUCUGGACACUGUUCCAUGGGAUUGGUUUCAACAAGUAGAGUUGGCUUCCUAGAUGCACGUACCUUGUCAUAACUGUCUU
This is a messenger RNA of Catharus ustulatus (Swainson's thrush), 3572 nucleotides long. It is a transcript of the gene SUSD6, whose product is annotated as sushi domain containing 6. Lineage: Eukaryota; Metazoa; Chordata; Aves; Passeriformes; Turdidae. The coding region runs from base 1269 to 2204 and encodes 311 amino acids. The record is from RefSeq and is a predicted model, not a curated record. The transcript has 10 exons.